Limanda limanda (common dab) is the source of this 1988-nucleotide messenger RNA. It is a transcript of the gene fbl, whose product is annotated as fibrillarin. Gene Ontology annotation, biological process: rRNA methylation; box C/D sno(s)RNA 3'-end processing. The coding region runs from base 114 to 1061 and encodes 315 amino acids. The transcript has 9 exons. Gene Ontology annotation, cellular component: Cajal body; small-subunit processome; nucleolus. Lineage: Eukaryota; Metazoa; Chordata; Actinopteri; Pleuronectiformes; Pleuronectidae. Gene Ontology annotation, molecular function: histone H2AQ104 methyltransferase activity; RNA binding; rRNA methyltransferase activity. The record is from RefSeq and is a predicted model, not a curated record.
ACCCCGCACAUGUGGUCCUUCUCACAAGCUCAGUGCGUGUGAUCAGAGCGAGUCGGAGUCCGAAGACAGAAGAGUCGAGUGAGCAGCGCUGGUUCCACCGUCACAUCUGAAACAUGAGGCCAGGGUUCAGUCCUCGUGGCGAUCGAGGAGGUAGAGGAGGACGUGGAGGUAGAGGUGGAUUCGGUGACCGUGGAGGAUUUGGUGACCGAGGAGGAGGACGAGGGGGAUUCAGAGGAGGAAGAGGAAGCUUCAGGUCCCCAGAAGGUGGAGGAUUUCGCGGGCGAGGCGGUGGAAGAGGCGCCCCAAGAGGAGGGAGAGGCGGCCGUGGGGGCUUUGGAGCUGGGAGGAAGGCCUUGGUUGAGCCACACAGACAUGAAGGUGUGUUUAUCAGCAGAGGGAAGGAAGAUGCUCUGGUGACCAAGAACAUGGUUGUGGGAGAGUCUGUGUACGGAGAGAAGAGAAUCAGUGUGGAGGAAGGCGAAACGAAGAUUGAGUACAGAGCCUGGAAUCCGUUCCGGUCCAAGCUGGCAGCAGCCAUCUUGGGAGGAGUCGACCAGAUCCAUAUCAAACCUGGAUCAAAGGUCAUGUACCUGGGAGCAGCCUCUGGCACCACAGUGUCCCACGUUUCUGACAUUGUUGGACCGGAAGGACUAGUCUACGCUGUGGAGUUUUCCCAUCGAUCAGGUCGUGACCUUCUCAAUGUUGCAAAGAAACGCACCAACAUCAUUCCGAUCAUCGAAGAUGCUCGGCACCCACACAAGUACCGCAUGUUAGUUGGCAUGGUAGAUGUGAUCUUUGCUGAUGUUGCCCAGCCUGACCAGACAAGGAUUGUAGCUUUGAAUGCUCACAACUUCCUCAAGAAUGGAGGACACUUCGUUAUCUCCAUCAAGGCCAACUGUAUAGACUCAACAGCAGCUCCAGAGGCAGUGUUUGCCUCAGAAGUGAAGAAGAUGAGCUCUGAGAACAUGAAACCACAGGAGCAGCUCACACUAGAGCCCUAUGAGAGAGACCACGCUGUGGUGGUGGGCAUCUACAGACCUCCAUCUAAACAGAAGAAAUGAAGUGGAAAUGGAUUCCCGUUUUCAACCACCACCUACUUUAGUACCGUCUGUCUGUCGCCCACCUCUCCAUCUGGCCUGCGCUCCACCUGUAGAUUCUGAAGUUGAAAGCAUAACUAGCACUCAGGGUAAAAUUGAUCUGUUUUUUUUUUUUUUUUUAAAUCUGACGACAGUUUAAUGUACACCUGAUCCACGGCUGGAGAUGCAUUAAAUGACAUUUUGUACGACUGUACGUUUGUUAUGCACAUGUGCUCAGGUCUGUGUCCAGGAAGAUUACAAAGUAAAUGAGAGCAGUCAAGUAUUGUAUAUUGCAGCCAUCACCAGCUGCUGCCCUGACUUAUUCGGUAAACAUCAAUCUGAAAUGCUUGGUCAAGACUUGUUCUGUAUGUAGAUACACAAGUUUUCAUAACUACUUUUUUGUGGUUAGUGUUUUUAUUUCAAUACCUCUUUGCUUUUCUGUGCUCCUGGUCCUUUUCUUUCUGUAUUGUCUUUUCUUUCAAUGUUUUCCAGUUCCUUGCUCUGCUAAUGUAGGGCACAUUGCUGGAUGUACCAUGUAUUCAAACAUCACAUACCCCAGAUAGCAGUGUUUUCAUUGUAUAAGUCAUCUGUUCAAACAUCUUUUAUGGCGAAAUAUACUUCUUAAUUUGUCGUGUACCCACGGUGUGGAGAGUUUCAGGUCGGGACAAUUUGUAGGCAAAGAACCAUUAAUGCUGAUGUGUUUAGUGGAGAGGUGGUAAACUGACCCCGUGUGCCUGUGUACAAAUAUAGAAAGUGAUUUAGUCACUCUGGCUUGUAAUUUGAAACUUGUAUAACUUUUGUGUUUAAGUAAGAAGCAGAAUGGUUGUAGAUAUUUUACAACAAAUCAUGCUUGAAACUUUAUUUGUCAUAACCAACAGUUUUGUUUAAAUAAAAUGUUUUUUUUUAUUAUAA